Fusarium poae is the source of this 576-nucleotide messenger RNA. RefSeq lists its product as uncharacterized. The record is from RefSeq and is a predicted model, not a curated record. The coding region runs from base 1 to 576 and encodes 191 amino acids. The transcript has 2 exons. Lineage: Eukaryota; Fungi; Ascomycota; Sordariomycetes; Hypocreales; Nectriaceae.
AUGACGCAACCCUUCAAUCAGUACGCCUGGAUUGUUCUCCGAGACAUGUUUGGUCACGAGUCCGAUCAUCACAGCAACAGAGCCCGGUACCUUGGUCACAGUUUCUCUAUUGUCGCCAAGAUUCUUCUUGCUGACCCUACCCACCUCAAGUCAUUCUUUACAUAUCUUCUCAUUGAAGUCUUUCGUGCCAUUGCGACAAAGCUUGAGGAAGACAAUGAUAUCAAGGCCACUCACAAGAAGCUGUGCAAGUACAUGAAGGACCACAAGGCCGCAAAGUCUUCUGCUUUAAUCGUUGACGAUGAGGAAAACGAUGUAAAUAACCAAGAGGGUGGGAAUGAUGUGGACGAGGAGGUAGAAGGCACGCUGGGUUCCCUCCAACACAAGGCUUCCAGGGGCAAAAGGAAGAAGGCGUUGGCUGAAGCCAAUGGCAAAGUCUUCAAGGGGGAUAGUGACAGCGACACUGAUGUUGAAGCUGAGGUACUCGGCAAGAAGCGUCCAGCUGAUGAGGCUGACGAGACUAACGAGGCUGAACAGUCUGACCCCAAGCGGGCCAGGACUGAACAAGACGAUCAGUAG